GGGGAGGGCGGGGCAGGCCAGGCUGCCAAACUGGGCGGGCCUUGCUCACGUGGCCGGCGUGGGGCGGGCGGCCUGACUGAGUUUCACUUCUCGGCGGCCAUAGAGACAGCAGGGAGUGCACCCCAACCUUUGCUGCCUGCCAGCUCGAUCUUGCUACUGUGCACUCACGUGCCCCCACAUGGGCUCCCAAGCCCCGUCCCCGGGGCCCAUGCAGACCUUCAUCUUCUUGGACCUGGAGGCCACCGGGCUGCCGUUCUCCCAGCCCAGGAUCACGGAGCUGUGCCUGCUGGCCGUGCACAGACACGCCCUGGAGAGCACCCCCACCUCCCCGAGGCCACCUUACACGGUGCCCCUGCCACCCCGAGUGGUGGACAAGCUCUCCCUGUGCGUGGCUCCCGGGAAGGCUUGCAGCCCUGCAGCCAGCGAGAUCACAGGCCUGAGCACAGCUGUGCUGGAGGCGCACGGGCGCCAGCGCUUCGACAGCAACCUGGCCCACCUGCUCCUAGCCUUCCUGAGGCGCCAGCCACAGCCCUGGUGCCUCGUGGCCCACAACGGGGACCGCUACGACUUCCCCCUGCUCCAGGCAGAGCUGGCUAUGCUGGGCCCUGCCAGCACGCUGGACGGCGCCUUCUGUGCGGACAGCAUCGCUGCCCUGAAGGCUCUGGAGCGAGCCAGCAGUCCCUCGGAGCGGGGGCAACGGAAGAGCUACAGCCUGGGUAGCGUCUACACCCGGCUGUACGGCCAGGCCCCGCCGGACUCCCACACUGCUGAGGGCGACGUGCUGGCCCUGCUCAGCGUCUGCCAGUGGAAACCCCAAGCCCUGCUGCAGUGGCUGGAUGCCCAUGCCCGGCCCUUUAGCACUGUCAAGCCCAUGUACGAGGUCGCAGCCUCUACUCAGACUGACCCAAGGCCAUCUGCUGUCACGGCCACUGCACCCCUGGGCGAAGCCAGCAGCACUGGUCCCAGCCGAGACAGGAGCAGGAGAUCCAAGUCCCCUCCAGCAACAGGCCCAGGAGCCCCACCCAGGGAGGGCCUGCUAGCCCCCCUGGGUCUACUGGCCUUCCUGACCUUGGCAAUAGCCACGCUGUAUGGACUCUCGCUGGCCACACCUGGGCAGUAGCCGAGGAGAAAACCAAUAAAGGCCCCCAGAGCACUGA
Tupaia belangeri chinensis (Chinese tree shrew) is the source of this 1157-nucleotide messenger RNA. RefSeq names its product three prime repair exonuclease 1 (gene TREX1). NCBI's taxonomy places the organism in Eukaryota, Metazoa, Chordata, Mammalia, Scandentia, Tupaiidae. Gene Ontology annotation, cellular component: cytoplasm. The transcript is spliced from 2 exons. The record is from RefSeq and is a predicted model, not a curated record. Gene Ontology annotation, biological process: DNA catabolic process. The coding region runs from base 179 to 1120 and encodes 313 amino acids. Gene Ontology annotation, molecular function: 3'-5'-DNA exonuclease activity; nucleic acid binding.